AAAAAAGCGAAGAAAGGCGACGGAAGGAGGGAAAUAUUUGAUGAGAAUCUCGUUGCGAAAAAUUAAGGGUCUAUCUUGGAACCCAUUUAGGUUAGGAAUAUUAUACAAUAAUUAAAACUACAGAAAUAAAUCCAGUACUACAAGAACUACGUGCCGGUCACCAGGAGAAAAGAAACUGGAUACCGGACCUCGCGAACCACAGUCAACUGCACGCAACUGGGUCUCAUCUUGUCCUAUACGUCGAAACGAGGCCCGAGUAUGAGCCUUCCCAGCGACCUCAAGAUCGCAGCCGUCGAUUCCCGGGUUCUAGGGUUUACUUCGAGAGAACCUGGCUUUUGUCAAGUCUCUCGCAUUCUUUCCUCCUCUUUCUCUCUCCCUGCAUCAGCUGCUGCAGUAUCACGAACGUCUGCAGCCCUAAACGCUGCCACCAUGAAGUACAAUCCAAGUAUGUGCAGAUUCUUUGUUGUAUUUGUCGAUGAAAUUGAUCUUACACCAGUAGGGUCGCUGUGAAAUUUCCUUUCUGUCAUUGUUCUCGUUCAUUUCGUGAGGAUCGUCAAGCCCUAAUCGGAAACAACAUGAAAUUCAAUCCAAGGGUAAGCAGCUCUAGACGCAAGUCCCGAAGGGCGCACUUCAGUGCACCCUCGAGCGUGAGACGCAUUUUGAUGAGCGCUGCCCUAUCUUCUGAUUUGAAGAUCAAAUACAACGUGCGAUCUGUCCCCGUGAGGAAGGAUGACGAGGUACAGGUUGUCCGCGGUACAUUCAAGGGUCGUGAGGGUAAGGUUGUGCAAGUCUACAGGCGUAAGUGGGUGAUCCACGUUGAGCGUAUCACCCGCGAGAAGGUGAACGGUGCCACCGUGAAUGUUGGUAUCGACCCAUCCAAGGUUGUCAUCACCAAGUUGAAGCUUGAUAAGGACAGGAAGGCUCUUCUUGACAGGAAGGGCAAGGGUAGAGCCGCUGAGAAGGGCAAGGGUAAAUUCACCGCAGAGGAUGUUGCCCCCCCUCUACAAGAGGUGGACUAAGUGUAAUUUCUUGCCUGGUAUUCGAAAAGGCCCAAUUUUUUGCACUGCUUUACAGUAGGGAUCCACACUCCAAUCACAGUGAGCUCAGUUCAUUAAGCUCCGACCCUUCGGAAUGUUCAGUAUUGCGAGGCCUUCAACGCACAGCUAUCUAUUCAGACUUUGUGGUAUUAUCUGAAGUGAUGGAAGGUAGUUCAAGGCUUCUGGAUGUUCAUUUCCAGUAUACAGGUCGAAAAGAGUCGUAAUCUCUCUUACAUCCACUGAGUUAUUGUAUGUAUAUCCACUAAUGAAUUCGAGCUGGCUUAUCUCUGGCAUGUGCAUCUGAGUUGAAUGCUAUAAACUA
Marchantia polymorpha subsp. ruderalis is the source of this 1359-nucleotide messenger RNA. The record is from the annotation of a GenBank genome assembly. NCBI's taxonomy places the organism in Eukaryota, Viridiplantae, Streptophyta, Marchantiopsida, Marchantiales, Marchantiaceae.